AUGCCAGACGAAAAGAUCUCGCUGGAGGCAGCCACACGGCGCUACAAGCAGCACAUCUCGAGCUUCACUGCUUUUCGCUGUGCAGUUGUAUACAACAUUUUGCAUUAUUUCAUUGUUAUUGCCAACAAGGUCCUUGCUAUCAAAGAGAGAUUUGUUGCGUCUGCACAUCCACCGACACUUGUUAAAAAAUAUGCUUGCCGACCAAAGCUUCCCAUAAGGAUCUUCUACCCAAAAGACUUCAACUCAAACUCUCAAAAGAAACUCCCUACCAUCCUCAGCAUUCAUGGCGGUGGUUUUGUCGUGGGCGAUCCUCGCGACGAUGAUCUGUUCAACUAUAACUUUGCAAACAUGCACUCCGUUCUGGUCGUUGCACUCAACUACACAAAAGCCCCCCGUGCUCGUUUCCCAACGCCCAUCUAUGAUCUGGAACAACUCGUCUUCGCAGUUCUGUCUGACUCUUCUCUACCUAUCGACAAGGAUCGCGUUGCUUUGAUGGGCUUUUCUGCUGGUGGAAACCUGGCCCUCUCUGUAUCUAUACUUCCCAGUAUGUGUGGCAGUGGAGAUGGUGUCAGGCGGAUCAAGACUGUGAUCCCUGUUUAUCCUGUGGUUGACGUGUCAGUCACAGACGAGUGGAAAACGCAGACGAGACAGUAUAAACCAUCGAUUGGAGGCUUCCGCGCGAAUUCUGUUGACUAUCUCUCUCGCUUUUCUUCAUUCUUUGACGCGGCCUAUACGCUGGGUGGACAAGACUUUCAAGAUCCUCUUCUCAGCCCCAUCUACGCCUCCAAGGAACAAUUGCCACCAAACAUUUUUAUGAUUGCCGAUGAGCUUGACAUGCUCGCUAAUGAAUCCUGGAGGAUGAUCUGCGGUCUGUCGGGGCGCCAAAUCGAGGAGCAGACUGUCGGUCGCAGUCGUGUUGGUCCUCCUGGGAAGCUCAUCCUUGAUGACGAAAAGUUCUCGUUUGGAGUGAAGAACCAUGAUGUAAACUACAGAUGGUUAUUGAUUCCGGAUCAGAUUCACGGGUACGACCACUACGAUUCAAUGGAGAUGUUACAUGGAGAUAAGGAGCUGUCUAAAGACGCGGAGUUGAAGACCAAGGAGGCCCAAAGGUUGAUUGGAGAGUGGCUUUUCGAGGGGCCAUUUGCAUAG
Molecule: messenger RNA, 1149 nt
Organism: Fusarium pseudograminearum CS3096
Lineage: Eukaryota; Fungi; Ascomycota; Sordariomycetes; Hypocreales; Nectriaceae
Exons: 2
Coding region: 1-1149 (382 amino acids)
Molecular function (GO): hydrolase activity
Source: RefSeq, a predicted model, not a curated record